ACUCAUCAAAAUAUUCACGUAGUCAGUCACCUGUGUAGUUGACACACGGAAACCCAGUUUUGAUUACCCCCUUUGAAUGAGAGCAAGUUGGGCCGCAGAUUAUUCGAACAGGAUUAAAGGAACACUUUAUUCCAAGAUUUACAGUUGCCUAUUAUUGACAGUUUCAUUAAACUCUGCGGAUAUUUCCUCCCCUCUUGUUGAAUCAUGGAUUCCGGUGUAUUUCUGUUGACUAUAGUCACUACUGUCAUCUUUAUCUUGUUACUGAUCUAUUGCAAUAGGAGAAAACGCCAGGAGGCUAAAGAUAAAUACCCAGCUACAGAAGAAAGGCGAUUUAUCAAUCAAGUGACAGAAGAAACAAUCCGACCAAAGAAACAAAAACCUCUGUUUGCUCAGACUCAAAGAACAGAAUCUUUGUACGAACUUUUCAAGUCGAAAUCUGUUUCAGAGGUAGCAAGUCAAAUAUCAUCUCUUGAUGAAGUCAGCGCUGUUAUAGCGAAGGCUGGAUUGGAGUCUUGUAAUCUUAUCUUUGGGAUAGAUUAUACUGGAUCAAACUAUAUGCAAGGGAAGAAGACAUUUGGGGGAAAAUGUCUGCAUGAAAUCAGUGACAAGAUCUUGAAUCCCUAUCAAAGUGUCAUCGCCACUCUUGGAGAGACACUUGAACCUUUUGACAGUGAUGGCGCCAUCCCAGCGUUUGGCUUUGGUGAUGCCUACACUAAAGAUCGCUCUGUGUUUCAACUCAAGACAGAUGUAUGUCACUCAACAGAUCAAGGCAUCCCAUCUGGGUUUAAAGAAGUCUUGGAGAUUUACAAUCAGCUGACACCAAAAGUACGUCUUGGAGGACCAACCAACUUUGCGCCUCUCAUAAAUCAGGCCAUUGAAAUUGUCAAAGCUACAAACUCUUAUCAUAUCUUGGUAAUUGUGGCCGAUGGUCAAGUAACCAAUGAAAGGGCCACAACUCAAGCCAUUGUAGAAGCAUCAAACUAUCCAUUGUCUAUUAUUACUGUAGGAGUUGGAGAUGGCCCAUGGGAUACAAUGCAGGAAUUUGAUGACAAACUGCCCAAGAGAAACUUUGAUAACUUCCACUUUGUUGAGUACGCUAGCGUGACUAAAGGGCCCAACCCCAACGAAUCAUUUGCACUUCAUGCUUUGAAGGAAAUCCCAGACCAGUAUAAAGCGAUCAAGAAGCUGCAGUUGCUGUAGUUGUAUGACUUUCCUUUCUUCUUGUAUCUUUAGUAGAUUUGUAUUCAUGAAGUUGAUCACAUUUUUAAAAUAGAAUCUUUAAAUAUAAUUUGUUCUUAUUGAGAGAAGUAGAUGCCCACACAAUGUGUUUGUGUGCAUUCAAAUAGCAGCAUUAUGUAUUGUUAUUAUGUGAAAGCGUGAUCUUGUUUGAAGAUUGUUGUUUUAGUUUUAAUAUUUGACUACAGUCUACAUUGUUAAUAGGAACAAUUUAUUGAAUAUUUAUGCAUUUGAUGACAGCAUUUUCAUAGGUCUUUUAAAAAGCAUUUUUUGUGACUGUGUUUAGUCAUGUCUCUUCUGCUUGUGAAGGCAUAUACUUGUGUGUGAAUGAUAGAGCUAUGUAGAAUAUAUUUUUUAGAUAGAUUGGGUAAUAUGAAUUCUUAUACAAAAGCAGAGUAUUUGAUAUUUUAAAAAUUAAACACUAGGAUGAUGAACUUUUACUCUGUGGGUUAAAUGCACUGAUAAUGCAGUUGUCUAGUUCUCCACUGGGGGUUGUGGUACUUAGUAUAUCACUCUUGCAGCCUUGCAUAAUAAUGAUACAGUUAUGUCUAAUCUUAUCUAAUAAUAUACAGACAUUACUUCAAAAAAGGAGAUGAUAAUGUCCCUUACAUGGCUUGUGGGUCUAUUGGUAGAAUUAAUUAGUCAAAAAUUUGUUUAAAGAUGUUGAUCCUUCAAUGUAAUACAUGCAGCAGAGAGAUAUAAUGUUUUUUUUUGUUUUGAGCUACAAUUGCUUCCCCUGAAUCAUGCCUUACUGAACAUAGAAACUCUAGAAAAACCCAUCAAUGCAAAGCAUUUGAACAACUCAGGAUAUUAUAAUUAUUGUGUUUAAAAAGUUCAUAAUUGUGCUUAUGUAGGCUAUACUUAGCUUAUUGAGGUAGCUGAUGAGUAGAUUUUAAUUGAAUUCAUAGCUACCUGGAUUCUUGUAAAAAAAUAUUGUAAUUAAAGAUAUUUUUUUUCCCCAGAAAGUUCUGAAGUUGUAAAUCUUUUAGACAUCAUUCCAUUGUAUAGGUGCAUUAUUUACUAGUAUUUUCAAGAAUACUUUUUAUAAAAUUGAAGGAACUAUUUUUAUUCCAUUCUCUGAUUAUGUUUAAUUUUUUUUUUUGCUGAACAGCACAAUGUACAUAUGUUAUUUUAAAUAUAUUGUUAGCUUCAGUUUUAUUUGAAUAUUUUUUUUUUAUCAACCACUUAUACUCUUUUGGUUACCUCAUUGUUAUCUUUACAAUUAUGAUUUUCAUCUCCAUAGUCCUCAUCUUUGUCUGGUGUCAUUGGAGAAUAUACUUUUUAGAACAAUAUAUAGACAUUUUGCCAUGUAAUUUAAUACUGAGACCAGUUGCUUCAUUAAAAUUUGCUGUUUGUUUAUUUCUACAGUUGACUUCUGAUAGUCUGCCACUUUUUAAUCCAACACACUCAGUUAUCUGUAUACAUCAGCUGCACAUGCAUGUUGUGACAUGCGCGUCUCGCCUCUAUUUAUCUAUUGAUUCUGUGUUAUAUGGUGAAACUUCCUUAUGUAUCUUGCUGUGAUUACUAUUUGAUAGUUUACCUGCUAUAUUUUCUUUUUAGCGUUGGAGUUUUUGUUACGUCUUGCACACGAUGGCAAGAAAAAUUGUCAAACAUCAGCCUAAAACAUUGUCUCUUCCAAAAAAUGAUUAACCCAAUUGACUUUACUGUGGUAGGAUGUGGUGUCAAUGAACACCACACCACUGCAUCGGUCUCUAGCAGCAGUUUCUUUAAAAUUCCUUGUCUUGUUGAGAAAGAGAGCGUGGUGACUCCUUUUGAGUGAAAACAGGAUGUCUAUCUCUUUUUAAUUUUAUUUCUGGGAAUUUUUUACAAUGAAACCCCUAAUGCAUGAUCCCCCACCUAGGGAAUUGAGUCAAUUAGAAGCUUUUUAAUAUUCUAAAGGUAUUAAAUGUCAAUGUUUUUUUUUGAAACUAGACAUAAUAUUCUAUUUUUAAAGCUUUUUUAUUUAUACUUUCCAUUCUUUACUGUAGGAAAUGCUAACGAUUUUUCAAACUGGAAAUAGCAUUAAGAUUAAAAAUUAUGACCAUAUUGAAACUCCCAUUGUCAUUUCUUGGAUUUAUGGCAUCCUGUGACCAGUUACAAGAAAAAUGAUAAGAAACUAAAACAUAUUGUGAAAUCUAUUGAAGGUGACGUGAAAACCGAUGAAUUGUAGUGAUUAUCCCCAAGUUGGUAAAGCUCUUUCUUUAUUUUAGCCUUCAGAGUCUAAGACAAUAUCUUAUGACAUUGUAAUUAGAAUUCUUUGAGGUAUAGCUGACAUUUUGUUAUCCAACACUUUUUGGUAAUCCGACACUCUCCCAAUCCUGUAACUGUCAGACUGUCAAGAGUCAACUGUAUUCUUCAUCAUAGCCCCAUAGGUUGGUGAAAAAAAAAAAAAAAACAGCUCUUUCUAGAGAGGGCAUCAUAAAAAUUGUGUUUUGGGCAUUAGUUGUAAUGUGUUGUGUUGUAUUGUUUUUCAUGUCAGUUAAUGCAGUUUUUAUUCUCCCUCAGUUAUGUGGAUGGAGAGCUCUUGUGCUAAGUUUAGAACACAUAAAGUGAGUUUGUUACAGAUAAAAGAAUUCAAACACAAUGAGAUAGGAGAUUAAACAUUAGAAAAGAUAAAAAGUCUAUCUAGCUUUCUGGAUAGAAGACAUGGAAUUUAAAAUGAUUAUGAUGGCUGUUAGAGUAGGUAAAUAUAUUUUGACCUGAUUGACCACUGUAUUGCAUUGUUUUUUGUUUUUUUUUGCUUUUACUAUUUUACCAUUUGUAAGAAUACAUGGCUAACAAACUUUAUAUAAAUUAAACCCUGCUGGACCAAAGUAAAAAGCACAUUUUCAUAUAUUUAUUAAUAUUGUAUUUUUUAUACAGUUGUUCACUUCUGCAAGCAGUAAGUGUUUUUUUUUUAUUAAUGGCAUUGUUUACAAGUAUUAGGACCUAAAGAUAUGUUAACUACUCUAAGUGUAAGAAAUUUAGGGUUAUGAUUUAAAAUGUAGCCUAGUUUUUGGUUUUUCAAUUGAAAACAUGACAAAAUUAUUUUUAUAAAAAAAAAAAAGGUUGGCCAUGCAAUUAAUGACAUUAAAGACAUUUUUAACUAUAAUGUUUUAUAUUAUUUUAUUGUUAACAUGGGGACGCGGUGGCUGAGUGGUAAAGCGCUUGGCUUCCAAACUGAGGGUUCUCUGGUUCCAAUCUCAGUGAAGGCUGGGAUUUUGAAUUUUUAGGACGCCCCCAAAUCCACCCAACUUUAAUAGGUACCUACCAUUAGUUGGGUAAAAUAGAGGUGGUUGGUCAUUGUGCUGGCCACAUGACACCCUUGUUAACCAUCACCCAUAGAAACAGAUGACCUUUACAUCAUCUACCUUAGAUCGCAAGGUCUGAAAAUGGUACUUUACUUUUACUCUGUUAUAAGCAAGUAUGUUUAAAUAGUUGACAGUUAACACUUGUAUACUAUUACUGUAUGUGUCUACAUUUUCAGAUGCUAGUCCAAUGAUAACUUAAAGAUUUUCACACUUUUUGUUAUCUACUCACAAAAAAUUGCCAACAACAAAAUAGAGAUCUAGACCAACUUUUUUUCUAUGUGCAGAUGUUCAUUUGAAUGGUUCAUAAAAAUGUCUUUAGCAACAAUUCGUAGCUCUUAUGUCUUUAGCAACAAUUCAUAGCUCUUAUGUCUUUAGCAACAAUUCAUAGCUCUUAUGUCUUUAGCAACAAUUCAUAGCUCUUAUGUCUUUAGCAACAAUUCAUAGCUUUUA
This is a messenger RNA of Biomphalaria glabrata, 4976 nucleotides long. Its product is annotated as copine family protein 1-like. NCBI's taxonomy places the organism in Eukaryota, Metazoa, Mollusca, Gastropoda, Planorbidae. The record is from RefSeq and is a predicted model, not a curated record. Bases 205 to 1200 code for a protein of 331 amino acids. The transcript has 9 exons.